This is a messenger RNA of Beauveria bassiana ARSEF 2860, 831 nucleotides long. RefSeq names its product methyltransferase-like protein. The transcript has a single exon. Lineage: Eukaryota; Fungi; Ascomycota; Sordariomycetes; Hypocreales; Cordycipitaceae. Gene Ontology annotation, molecular function: oxidoreductase activity. The record is from RefSeq and is a predicted model, not a curated record. Bases 1 to 831 code for a protein of 276 amino acids.
AUGGCCGCCCAAGUUGCUACUGCAAAACACAAUGUAGCGACAACAUUAAACUACUGGGAUGACCCCGGCGAUGGAUCUAAACCGACCCCUAUUUUCAUCGGCAAGGGCAGAAUCAGCAACAAACGGCCGCACAAGGCCUGGGAUUUUGUCGUCUCCGACAUCAGCGGCGAUGAGGACCAGUACACGCUCGACAGCCAUGGAUUCCAAUACUGCCAGAGCCCAAGCGACGAGACGCUCUUCACCGACGAGCAGCAGAUCAAGCAAGGCUACUACGCCGAAUGCGAAGCGCUGAUUAAAAAGAUCACGGGCGCUCGCAGCGUGCACAUCUUCAACCACAAGGUGCGCCGGGGCCCGACGCAAUGGCACCAUCUCGGCCUGCACAACCUGGCUAACCGCGGGCCCGUCACCCGAACGCACGUGGAUCAAUCGUACGAGGGCGCCAAGCGCAGACUGCGGUGGGAGCUGCCGCAAGAGGCCGACGACAUUGUGCGGCGGCGGUACCAAAUCAUCAACGUGUGGCGGCCGAUCCAGGCCAUCCGCAAGGAUCCCAUUGCGGUCGCGGACGCGCGCUCCGUGCCGGACGAGGACCUCGUCGGGGCGGAGAUGACUGAGGACGGCUUCGUCGGCGAGUCGUGGGUCGUGCGGCACAACCCGGCCCAUCAGUGGUACUACAAGCACGGCAUGACGCCGCGCGACGUGCUCCUCAUCAAGUGCUUCGACUCGGACGAGGGGGUUGCGCGGCGCGCACUUCACUCCGCCUUUGAGGACCCCCGGUACCAGGACUGCGAGUCUCGUCAGAGCAUAGAGGUUCGCUGCCUCGUCUGUUACUGA